This is a messenger RNA of Lodderomyces margitis, 2913 nucleotides long. It is a transcript of the gene OXR1, whose product is annotated as Oxr1p. NCBI's taxonomy places the organism in Eukaryota, Fungi, Ascomycota, Pichiomycetes, Serinales, Debaryomycetaceae. Gene Ontology annotation, molecular function: protein binding. The coding region runs from base 1 to 2913 and encodes 970 amino acids. The transcript has 2 exons. The record is from RefSeq and is a predicted model, not a curated record. Gene Ontology annotation, cellular component: nucleus. Gene Ontology annotation, biological process: response to oxidative stress.
AUGUCAUUUAUAUUCAGGAGAUCCGUUUCAACCAAUGAUGCAGACAAGGUGGAAAAUGAACUGGCAGCAAAUGAACCAAGCGUUGAAGGGGAUUCACAGGAUGCCAGCCCAGAGACGGAAUUAAGUAAUGAAAAGCUAUCUGGAUCGGAGAAGAAACCCAGAAAGUCACGAACGACAUUUCUUAAAUCUUUGGUGGGGAACUCAAGUAGAAACAAUUCCUCCUCAUCUUUGGCCUCAGCAACUUCAAGCAACUCAAGUUUAAAUAGUGCAUUACCCCCACUUCCCCCGAUUGAGUUAUCUGGGUAUGGCCCAACAGUUAGGCACAAAUUAAUGGAUACCGAAUUGGCAGGCGAUAUACGGAACUUGAUACCUGCGAGGCUCCAACUUUUUGAUACCUGGUACUUGGUGUACUCCCUGGAACAGCAUGGCAUAUCCUUAAAUUCGUUGUACAGAAAUUCAAAGCCUGAGCACCAAUUAAUAGAGUACAAUAAACGAAAGAAAGCAGAAAAGGGCUUUGCUGAAUCGGUUGUCAACAGAAUGAUGGUGAGUAAUACUCCUGGAAAUAUCUACAAUACCCCACAAAGACGUCCACAGGGAUAUGUGUUGGUGGUGAAAGACAAACAUCUGUCAAGAUUUGGUGCCUUUUUAAAUGAAAAUUUGAAGCCAAUAGAUCACAAAAGAUACUACGGUAAUGGGGAGUGUUUCUUGUGGAAAUGUGAAAAGUAUGAUCCUACAAAAUUGACUCACAACAAGAACUCGUCUUCGCUGAAAUCAAAGUCUGCGUUCAGAUUCAAGGCUUUUAUGUACACCGGCAUAAACGAUAAUAUAAUAUACUCCAACCACGACUUUAUAGCCAUUGGGUCGUCACAGGGCCAGAAUGGUCUCUACAUUGACAAAUCUUUAUGCAAAGGAGUCAGCUAUCCACAUGCGAGUUCAAAGAGUGGUCAUAAGUUUAAUUCAGCGCUAGCUACGUGGAAGAGACUCAAAUCGGUCAACAAGGCACCUUCAAACGGUAUUCAAGCCGACGUUGACAAUAAUUUUGAGCUGGAUGAUUCUCAAGUCGCUGGCUCAGAGUUGUACCUUAUCGAAAAUGGUCCUCGUGGUGAAUUAUUUAUAUUUUAUUUGAAGGAGAAAGUCCUCGAAGUUUGGGAUUGGGAAGUUCCUGCUCCUAGAGCUGAAAGAGAUACGCUUUACUUGCAAUCACGAAUCCAAGCCAGAAGCUCUUUCAAUAUUCAAUCAUUCAGGGUUGUAGCGCAGCAAAAGGAACUGUACAUUGCAGUAGCCGUCGUGUUGGAGAACGAGACUGACAACGUGGACAUUUUACAUAUCACUUCCACUUCCAUAAAGAUCCCAAGUAGGAUAGCACUCCCAUUCAAAUCAGAAAACUAUUCCAUUAAAGCAAGUAACUCCUUUGUUUGUGUAGGGACAGACAGUGGGGCCGUACAUGUUUUCCGUUUUGACCAGAACAAUAUGCUUUUAAAAUGUGCCAACACUGAUUCAGCAUUAGCAAAUACAAGGAGAUCUUGCUGCACCAUUCCUGGAAACAAUGACAGUUUAGAUUUAGGAGAUGAAAAUGUUAUACUACAAACAAGUUGUAAUGACAGAAUGGCUAUUUAUGACAUUAUUGAAGACUGGCUUGUAUACUGCCCAAAAAGAGCAGAGUAUGCAUAUUUGAAGAAAGCAAAGACAGAUGAUAACUGCAGAAGAGGGGGUCCUCUGCUAAGAGAUGAAACACUCGAUUAUCUAGACCCAGUGAUCACCAAUUUUAUCAACUAUUCUGAAAACAAGAAGAAAUUUAGCCUAUUCACUCCUGUGAAAUUGCCUAGGUCUACACCCUUGUACAAUAAGUUGAUGUCGUCGUUAUCGAAGACGACCUUGGAUGGAAUAUUCAAAGUCUCAGAGUUGUCGUCGGCAAAGUACAAAGAGUACAUGGAGAGUAAGCUAGAGUUGAACAAGUUGGGAAAAUCGAUAGGUAAAAGCUUAUAUUCAAACAUCCAAAAGGGUUCAGAAUUUUUAAAACCAAACGAUAACCAAAUUCUUACCAUUAUCGACUUACGUAAUGACCGGUCACUUGCAACAUUUAAGCCUCUGGGUGGGGUUUCCCAAGUUUCAUUUUCACCGUAUGACUUGCAAUUAGCCACAUCGAAUUUGAGAGGGGAUCUGCUUUAUAUUUGGGACUUGUAUCGCUUGCCGAUUGAGAUUUCUUUAGUUGGCAAGUUUAUUAGGGGUACAACCUCCGCCGUGGUUAAAAAUAUAUCCUGGUUCAACACUGAAGAUGACAGUCGUGAUACCCAUUCCGGAUUUGGUUGUAUUUCUAAAGCAACAGGGUCAGCUCACUGGUAUAAUUUGAAUAGCAUAUUGGGAGAAGAAAAGACUAGCAAAACCAGUAAGAAACUAAAAGGAUCAAAGAAAUCACGAGAGAAGCAGCAGAAGAAUUAUUGGACUCUUUCUGCGUUUGAUGGUGAUAAAUUCUUGAACGUGCUAGACAGCCAGAUUGGUGUUUUAACAAGAGCUGGGUCGUUAAAGAUGAUCGACCCUACAAAUGGGCAACACUAUUAUGAGUACAAAAUCCCCAAUACGCCAACUGUGGAGUUUUCCAACCCCGGGUCCUUCAAAGAGAGAGAGUUGAUUGCCCUGACUGGGCCGAAGAAUCCUCUCGCACAAGCUGAGAUUGAAACUUGUGCACCAUAUUUGAACUUGAUUAACUACGAAAAUGUGGAAUUCGCUACUUACCAGUACAAUGCAGAAACUUUUGAGGAAUUUGGCAAUGACGUUAUGGUGGACUGCUUGAAUGUGCGAACAAUACCGCCUGCAAAAGAAAGUGUUGCUGGAAGUGGGGUUACUGAGCUAGCACCUGAAACAAGCGCCUUAAACAAAAUCUACAUUGAUCAAGAUGGAGAGGAUGAUCUUUAA